CUCUGGGAGCUAUCAUGGCGGACGCGUAGAGGAUUUUCGUGGAAAGAUUGUGCCUUUGUGGCCAAUUGGUUACGAGGAAAGGGCUUAAACAAGCUUCGUGCUAUAUUUGAAGGUAUUUGCAUUUUAAUAUUUUUAACAUUGGAUUCAGGCUUUGAAUGUAUGAUUGUAUUAAGUUGUGCUUACAAUUCCUAUAUCCUGACCUACUGUAAACUGGCGAUUCAAUUCAACAAUAAAAGGCUCAAUUACCGAGGUCAAUUACAGUGGAAUGGUCAUGAAUAUCGCAUGUAUGGAAUGUAGUAAUCUUAGUAGCUGGGAUUUUUUUAUAGAACGCUUUGUAUGUUGCAUGCAACACAAAGAAAAGCUGAGCAUUCAGUGACCUUGUAGCAGCGAUUUCCGCCGCAAUGCACGAGAGUUUUGUCCCCGAGGUGGGGGCAUUUGAUCACCAGAAUGGACCCCAGUGUGGGGCAUUUGAAGGGCAUUUUGGCUCAGGUAGGGGGGAAUUUGAACAAUAAUUUUGAAAAAAGUCAAAUGCCCGGAGGGGUUGCCCUGGGGGGGGGGGGAGUUGGGGGGGGGGGGGAUGUUGAAGCUUCGAUUUGACCGAUACAUAAGUGCGAACCCCAGCUGAGAUUCAUAGUGUGCGCUUCUGAAAUUUCCCACAGUCGUGCUGGAGCCACUGAAUUCACAAAAACACGCAAAAUACCACGAGAUUCAGUAGAAAUCUUAUCAAAUACAUGUCUGUACAACAUAUCUCAGCUAUUGGGGCUAUUUACUUGCCAUAAACUUGCAAAUUUAUCUUGAAACUUCGUCACUGAAAUGUGUAAACAACGUCGCGAAACUAUCAAGCAUAGAUUAUGUUGUGAAAAACUGGGCACUAGCCAGCUCCUAAAGACUUUGCCAUUGGUUCAUUUCUGGAGCGUAUUGUUGUUGAAAGAGCAAAUGAUGUCCUCUUCUAGAAAAAUGUUAAAAACGCUGUUCUCACUUUCAGCGAAGUUUGCCCUGAAAAUUCCUGCGAAAUCGGCUGAUUUUUCCGCGAAUUUGCCCCUAAAAAUCCCAUGAAAAUUAAUUUGACUUUUUUUCCGCGACAUAUCAGAAGCCCUGCAUAGUAUGGCGCGAUCGAUCAGAUUUGCAAAUAUGGAUAGAAGUCGGUAUAAAUUUGGAGGUAAACUGACUUUGUUUAUGCGAUUUGGCACAUUUUUUAUGAUGAAAGCUAAGCAAGAUAAGAUGAAAUGUUCAUUUUAACUUUACUCUUUUAAUUUAAAUCUAAAUCAUAGAGAAAUCUGGUAACCACUUUGGCAACUAAACCAGAAUUUUUAGUUGCCAAGGAGAAAAUGUUAGUCGCAUUGGCGACCGUAUUAGUGUAAUUUCGAGCCCUGUAUCAACCACUUGUUUCAGCGGCCGAUCGUGGGGAAAGAACGCAUGAUGAAGCCCUAAGAACUUCUGCAUGUGCAGCUAGGAGGGUGGUAGAACAAGAUUUUUAUAGGAAUUGUCUACUCAAAGUUACUCAUUUUUGUGUGUUUUUCUCUGGCCUGUUUGACUGAAUGUAAUAAUUGUUUAACUUCCCUCUGUGCAAGUUAGGUGUCAGAGUUGCUAUUCUAGGGCUAUAGCUAAUAACAUCACAGCUUAACUGACAGAUGACCAAUAACACCACAACUUGAUUGACCAAUCAGAUAAAUAGCCAGAGUUUAUGACCAAUCAACAGGCGUGAUACAACUCACUUUGACUCUGAAAAUGUAUACCACGCAGGUUGUUGAAACAUCAGUCACUGUCAACAACAGUCCUAUUCAGGAUUAUGCUCACCUGGACAGUCAUACUUCACUUACUUAUGAAAUGACUCCUGGGUUCAAACCUUUCACAUUUUCAGGGGCCUGUUUGCACAUAGGCAGUUAGAGAAAGAUGAGGUGUGAAUUUAAUGUAAAUAAAUACAGUUGUGAGUUAUGUAAUUUACACUACAUGGCAUGUACUGAAAUAAAGUUGACUUAUCUGUUCUCAGCUUUUUGAAGACUAUCACAUUUUUAAAAGGACAGAAGUAGAACAAACACCAGAAAAGACAGCUGAGUCUGUGGAUAUUGACAGAAUAUUAGAUGGGGAACCCAAGGUAAAGUCCAACAUGUGCGGUAAUAACAACAAGUAACUUUGGUUCCGUUCCUUUAUAAUGUCUGCUUCGGGAGACAUUGAUUGUUGAACCAUCACCCAAUAUCAAUACCAAUGCCCCCCUCCCUUACCCCUGAUAAACACAAAACGACCCAUUUCCCAAAUUAUAAACAUGCCUUCAUACCUGGGGUGGGGGCACCCCCUUAUUUAGCCUAGGCAGGUAUGUGCUGCUGAACAGAUGAUAUUUUUCAUACAUGUCAGUUGGUGAGGAAUACUUGUCAUAUUUAUAAGGUAAUGUAGCUGAACUGUCAGGAUUUAGAGUGUGGCAUACCAUGGCACCCACUUUUUUUUAGUACAUUUAAUGAUCUUCACUUACAAUUUUUCAGAUUGGGUGGUUUAUGCAACAGAAAGAGAAAAGUUAUCAACUUUUGUCUCCAAGAUUUAAUGAUCCUUUGUUUGAGGAACAAUGGUACCUUGUAAGUUACUCACUUUUCUGUUUAUUUUCAGCUGUUGUAAAGAAAAUAAGAUAUUGUAUAUUGAUUUAAAAUUUCUCAAAUUAACCAUCGUCUGGCUAACAAAACUGAAGCUGACGGUUCACUUGUUUUACCUCGUUCCCCCCCCCCACCCCUUCCCCAGUGGUUCAUUUUACAGGUAUUAUGGGUACUUCAAGCUACAUGUAAAGUGAAAGAAGUUGAGACAAGGAUUCAAGGUUACAGCUGGGGAUUGAGCGCGGGAUCCUAGCUAGUCUACAGAUCCUCCCUCUGCUCAGAAAAAAUCGGAGAAGGGGCAUCUGUGAUUCACCAUCGUUAAUCGUGUAUGGGAAUAAUUUUACAUAAAUUGAAAAAAAUAGUUUCUGCCAACCACAAUUUGCGUAGCUUGUGUUUCAUUUCAUACCAGCUCUCAAAAUGCUGGUGCAUGCGACUUAUUUCCAUCCAGCAAUUGAGAGAGUGAGAUUUUUUAAAAUAGGUUUACUCUAUACUGAGCAAGAAAAAUGCUCUUACAAGCCCUACUUAUUGAAGCCUUCACACUGGAUACGGAAAGUCAUUAGUUUGAAAUAGUGUUGACAUGUUAGAGGUGACUCAUAAGCUCGUCAUAGUGUUAAACAUGACUAUAUCGCGUUUGCUUGAGCAACACACAUUUUUUUCCUUUUCUUUAUAGCACCUAGCCUGUUCCAGACAUUCAGAAAGUAUAGCGCUGUGUUCAGAUAAUGGGGAGCCAGAAAGUUAUGCAGAGGAAACGAGGGGAAAAAAACAAAUCCCGUUUUUUUUUCCUCAUCAAUUUGUCGACCGCGCUCUACGAUCUGAAUGCCUGGAACAGGCUAUAUAGCACCUACAUUAUUCAUCCCAGUGUAUGGAAUACCAUAAACUUUGACUGAACAAAUCUUAUUUUUUCCUUUGAUUCUUACAUUUACAGGCCAUGAAGCUGGUAUGUCUCAUGCAUAUUGAGUUAUUAUUUCCUGUGGUUUUAUGUCUCUGUAGGUGUUUGUGUCAGGAUUUGAUCUUGCAGGGGUGCCUUUUAGCUCCGGUUUUUCUUUGACCACUUUGAAGCCUAAAGCUUUUUAGUGCAGCUAAAAAACCUUUCCUUAAAGAUUUAAGUUUCUUUUCUUUUCUCCAAAAUCCCUGGAUCUAAAUAACUACAUGCGUGUAGUUGUCCGUGAAUGUGAUAAAUUUCCGAUUGCCUGCUAUGUUUUGAUGGCAGGCCCUAAAGCCAAUCAAAAUCUUUCAUUUACAUGCUGAAGUGAUCUACAAGUAACAGCCAAUCAAAUUAUUUUCCACACAUUCUGGGAAAAAUAAUGUGGCCUCCAUACACGAUUAGCAACAGUGAAUCACAGACUUCCUUUGCUUGUUCGAUUUUUUCUGAGGGGAUGGGAGGGGGGUCUGUGCACAGGCUAGGGAUCACUAGCAAAGAAGAAAGUGAAGUAACCAACUCAGUGCAAAUAUAUACUUGCUCCUCAAAAAUCUCAGCAGAAACCCAUCCCAUUUCUUUGAAAAGCACUUUUGACUUGGAAGUCUCCAGGCUUAUAGUCUCCCUUGCAGCCGUUUUUUGGAUGUCACGCAAUGCUCCCCCAAAAGAGCAGGAGAGGCAGCAUUGCGUGACAUCCAAAAAACAACUGCGAGGGAGACUACCAGGCUUAAUGAUGCUUUUCAAUUGCCAGUUGGAGUGCACAAGAAAAAGGCCAAAAAGGAAAAGGGAAAGAAAGGAAACAAAAUGGAUUGAAGUAACAGGUGCAUGGGAAAAUCUGGUGAUUUUAGAGCAACUUUCUAUUUCUAGCAAAAUUGUCACUUUAUACGCUCUUUUUGCCCUGGGCCCUUCAUUUAUAGUUUACAUAUGUAAGCAAAAAUUGUUCAAGCAAAGUGAAUAGGCUUUGGAAUUGAACAGCUCAAAAUCAGCUAUUAUUUUUUCUCAAAGGCAUGAUUUUUUCGCUUUUGUAGACAAGACCAAAGAAUCCUACUUUCAACAUCACUUCUGUCUGGCCAGCAUACACAGGAAGAGGAAUUUUGGUGGCAGUAGUUGAUGAUGGAGUUGAUGGAAAUCAUCCUGAACUUUCUUCAAACUAUGUAAUGAUUUCAAUAUUAUUUUUAUCUUUACUCUAGUUGAGAAAGUUCAUAGUAACUAUUCUAUGUCAUCAUUAAAAUUGAUGAUUGAUCACUUCACAGUAGGUACACAGGACAUGUUCCCUGCCCAUAGGGUGAUCCCUAUACUGGCCUAUACAGUGGGGCUUCGCCUGAAAGGGGUUUCUUUUUUAGGCCUCAUGUAUAUGAAAGGGUAGGGAUUUCACUAGUUGAAGUAUACACGCAUAAAAGGGUAGGGAAAUUUGUCAUUUUGGUGUGUAAAUAGCCCCUUAGAUGCAUUUUGUAGCUGUGAAAAAGUCAACAAAAGUAGUCGAAGGUGAGAAUGGAUUAAACCAGUGAUAAAAAUAAUUGAACCACAACUGAACUUAUACGUACACAACAAAACAUAUUUUUGUUUGUUUGUGUGUGUGUACAUGUGUUUAUGUUUUGUUUUUACACUGUAUAGUAAACACCUGCAUUUAUAUAAGAACACAUGAUUUCAGGGUUCAGGCUGACCUAGUUCUUAUUUAUCGGGUGCUUAGUGAGAAAUCAGCCUGAAGAUGUUCUUAAUAUGUUCUUAAACUUUGUUUCACAAAUACAACACAUAAUAUGUUACCAGGGAUUUAGUUAGCAUAUUUUAUUAUAAAUAAAUAAACAAGUAGGUAAACAAAAAUCCUAAAGACACCCCAGCUGUUAAAGUUUUUUAAUAUUGGCCAGCAGUAACCAUAGUUACAUUGCUUUUUUAUUCCAACACCCCCUCCCUUAUGAUAUAAGAACAUGUUUUAUUUAUCAGGCUGGACUGGUUCUUCUAUAAUUAUUAUGGUGCUUUCUGGGCAAAAUUUCAGCCUGAUGUUCUUAAUCCAUUUAUUCUUACUAUGUGGGUGUUUACUGUACUUCAUAUGCAAACUGCUACGCACAGAUUCCAUGUUGAAGGACUUGAAGUAUAUACGAAGAAUUACUAUGGGGCUGUCAUCUAGGCCUGGAGGCUGGGAUUUCCCUGGGCUAUUGAAAAUUUGAAGCCUGGCUUGAAAAGCAAUACACCGACCUUAUCAGGAAAGUUGAAAUCUCAGGGUUCUUUCUAAUUUAUUCCCCUGCCCUCUUCAAAAUAGUGAGAGCCAAGAUCGACCUAUCAGAUUUUGUUUUUAUAUGCCGCUGCAAUUUAUAGCAAGAAAAUAAAUCACGUUUUGAUUGAUUUCUUCAGUCACUCUCUCUCUCUAUACAUAAAAUCAUUCGUUCAUUUAGAAUGUUUGAUGGAAUAUUUAAGUUUUAUUGUGUAUAAACUUAUGGCACUAUUUAUACUUUUUCUUUUCAAGAAUUCUACAGUAAGUCGUGAUUAUGUGGACAAUGAUCCAAUACCAGUUCCAAAGCAUGGUACAGUUUCAGGGUAUGUCUGCAUUUAUAUGGCUGUUUUAUCUUAAAAGUCGAAUGUCAAAUGCUCUACAUUAUGUAUUCUUUUGUAGACAAAGGGGUGCUUUUAAGGGUUUGAAACCCUCUGAUUAGCAAGAACAAAAAACCUAUCUUAAAGCGUUCAGUCAAGCUUGCUUAGAGGUUAGAUAAGAAAUGAGGAGGUGAUUAAUUUAUAAGGAGCCUGUUUGGGGUUAAUUUAUAAACCAAUAGAAAACGUUUUUCCUGUAAUUGCAUAGCCUCAGAUAAAAACACUCAAGGGCUUGGGAGAAUUCUCGACAGAUUCAAAGAAUUACUUUGUUUUGUGCGGCCGUGAGAGAUUUAAAAUGUACGUUGUAGAAAAUUAAUGAAAAAAUUUUUUUUUUCUACUCGUAGGGCCCGUUUCUCGAAAGUUCCGGGCCCAAAUCAAAUAUAGUAAAAGUGCGCGGAUCCUAGCUUACAAGCAAUUUUAUUUUGUUUUGUUAACCAACAGUUUUAUUCUGUUAUCCGAAAAACUAUUGAAACAUUUAUCUGGAAUAAUAACAACGACUUUCCGGGCCCGUUAAUUACGGAGACUUUUGAGAAACGGGCCUGAGACUGUGUUCAAAAAUGUCGGUUUUCGAUCUCGGCGUUCAUGGAAGCCGUAAACGCACACGUCUGUGUACGUUUACUCGGAUUCGUGUGAAGCUAAUUUCUUCUGAAUUUUCCCUAGACAUGGUAACAACUGUGCUGGAGUUAUAGCCGGAGUGGCUAAUAACAGUUUGUGUGGUGUGGGAAUUGCAUACAACGCCCAAAUUGCAGGUAAUUGUAGGUUAAUGUGAUUGCCUUCUUCAAUGACAGUUUCACCAAAGACCUCUAAGAGCUUUAAUGUACACUGACACAGUACAGGAGGGUAUGAGUAUUUGUUAGAAGAAUCUUUUUUUUUUGUCAAGAAAGAUAUCUUACGUUUGGGAAAGUCAGAGAACACAGUCUACUCUUAGUCGUUCCAAACAUAGGCACGUGUAACGUGCAUGCGCUAUUUUGGAUGCUUCGCUAUAACUGUAACAGGAAUUGUCCCUUUGAACCCUAAUUUUAGACAGGUUCAUUGCUGCCGCGCGAGCGAGCCUGAAGCGAGCGAGCAAUAUGAUAAGGUAUUGUUGCUCUUUUAAUACACGAUAGAGUGGUUUUCGUUUGAGUGUCGUAAAAUCAAAACCAAAGUAAUUACUCUGGCCAAUCACAUAGGACACAGACAAUACAUUGAACCAAUCAAAACUCAAAGUAAUUACAUGUGGCUGACGCAAAGCGCGGGAAAAUGCAUGCCAGCGCGUCACAAUUGGCUUUGGUUUUACUUCUGAUUGGAUGAAAAGGUGGCGCGAAUCUUUUAAGCCAAUCGCAUCGUGUAGAAAGUGCAAAACCAGAUACUUUUCGACACUCAAAUGAAAACCGCUCUAUAACGAUAUUCAACUAGUAAUAGUUGACACUACAGCUGCCCCCGUUCUGUAUAUUGUCGGUCAAUAGUAUUCUUGCUCGUUGUGUAGCUCUUUGAAAUACAACGAGGAAGGUUUUCACACAUAUUCCAUACAAUAGGUGAGAUAAAUACAGGAAACGCAAGGUUCCAUGCACAGUUUCAGCUCGAUUUACACAGCUUUGAUCAAAACAUUCUCAGUUUCGAGAAUAUUUUAUUCUAAACCAUAAGAAAAGAUUUAAUUAGAAGUUGAAUUUUUCGCUUUUACUGUUUCCCUUUUUACAUUCAGUUUAUUUUAUUUGUCGGAAAGUAAGCCUUAGAAAUUAAAAGGACGUUCGAUUGAUUCACGCUCGCGCAUUCUAGUCUUAUUUGAAACUUUAUAACGGAAGGACAUCUGUGAGCAGGGAAUAAGUCAGCACAGAAUUUGAUUAUCGGCGAAUUUCUGUGAUCGUCCAUCGUUCUGCUAGUGAUAAGCUAGCCGUUGUUCACUCGUCUUGCUUGUUUGGGGCUGAGUCUUAUUCCGGUCAAAGAGAGAGAAAGAGUGUGUGGCAAGGUUUCCAAUAUAUAUCAAAGUUUGUGAUUUGUUUGGCAAACUCCCCAAGUGUUAUUAUAUGCACAGUUAAACGCACCUUAUAACCUCAUCUGCGCUUAACGAGUGUCUUUUGGUCCAUAACUUUCAAAACAACUGCUCCACAGAAUGUCGCUGCGUAACACAAAAGAGUAUCGAAGUAUGACUGCACAAAAAAUGUCACAAAAUCUACCUGAGCGGUCCCAUCGGGAUUUUCUGUCUUUACGUCAUCCUAACCAUUUCGUACUUGCGGGCGCAAACAAUAGAAACGUCAUCAUUACCUACCGAUUCCUCGCGGCCCCUGUUCAAGCAAAUCGAGAUUUUUUCUAUCAUAUUGACUUUAUGACUGUAUAUUUCAACUGUAAGUACUUUCCUUAAUAUAAGCGCGAGCUACUAGAGUGCCCUGCGGGGGCAAAAAAAGAAAAAUAACAGUAGAUUCACCUAGCAUUCCAACAACUUUGGGUAGGUGCGUGCCGCCCAUGGUCUUAAGCCCAGACCCUAUUUAAGAAUGAGAAAAACGAAAAUUUACACCCUAUUCAAGGGAGAAACAAAACUAAGAAAUUAAUGGUAACACACAGUUCAGUUUCAAAAGAUACUUUGGGCGUUAAUGCACCUAAAUUUUGGCUGAGAUAAUAACGGUACCGUAUGUAAGGAUCACACCAGAACACGACGCUAACAAGGGCAAAAACGAUACCCUAUUAAGGGUGGAGGACAUGCCUAUCUAUUUCAUAUAUGGGAGUACCACCCCCCCCCUGGGGGAGCAUUACAAGACAAGACAAGACAAGACAAUGCUUUAUUUGGAGUCUUAUACAGUCCUAUGUACAUCGACUUUAUCCGAAUAAUUUAAAAUCAUAACACAAAUUGCACACUAGUGGAACUAUAAUCAAUGUUAACCUAAAGAACUAAUGAUCUUCUUUUCUCAUAGCAAUCGAAAACGUAUUUUGCAAUUAACUUUUGCACUGGUUUGUUCUUGCUCGGAGGGUUUAUUAACAACAGAAAAACAUCAUCUGGUGCCAUUCUGUUUACUGAUAUUCUGUAUUUUUUGUUUAAGUAUUCAAAUAAAGUACUUCCUUUUUCUUGAUACGCUGGGCACAGAGUUAAAAAGUGUAUUUCAUCUUCUACGUUUUUUUUACAGAUAGGACAGAUCCUCUCUUCCGGUUUCUUAUAACGACUUACAUACCGACCUGUCUCUAUCGCCAAUUUGUGAUUACUUAGACGGAGUUUAGUUAGAGUUAUCCGGUGCCGGAUGUUGGUUACUUGACGGAGAUAAUCUUCAGAUUUAUAAUUUUCUAUUGUUUUAAAUUUUCGGAAGGUUCUUAGUUUGUUCUUUUGGUUGGCGUCUUUUCUUACGUCAUUGUUUACGUCACUUAACCAUCUUUGUAAUUCGAUGUCUUUCAGUCUUUGUUUGAUAAUGUUCAAGAUUCCUAUGUCAUUUUCAUGUGCUUUUGUCCAGAGGUAUCCCAGCCCUAUUUGGUCUAAUACGCGUUUGAUUUUUUGGCUCCAUAAUUCCUUAUUCAUCCUCCACUUCAUAUCAUUAUAAACCACCUGUGAUAAUUUGUGUUUUGGGUGUUUGGUUAGAGUUAUCCAAAACUUAAAAUUCCUAUAUUGUGCUUCGAUUUUUAUUGGGAAUCUUCCUGUUUCAGCCCUACAUGCAUUGUUGUGUAUUUACAGUAUUUAUUUACACCUAGCAACCAUUUCAAGAAUUUAAUUUGAACUUUUUCUUUUUCUUUUUCUAUUUGGCCGUUACAGUCAACACCCCAAAUUUCACUUCCGUAGAGAAGUAUGGGGGAUAUCAGAGCAUCGAAUCGCUUAAUUGUCAGCAUAAUAUUUUCUCUAAAGUUGUCACCCAUCUCUUUUCUUAAUUUAUAAGGUGCCUUAAGCCCAACCUUUUUUAACUCUUUUCUAGCUAACCUAAAAUUUCCAUACGUGUUCAGUGUCAUUCCCAGAUAUUUAUAAGAUUUAACAUUGUUUAGUUUAUUUACUCCAUACUUAAAAGAGUAGUUAUUUAAGGAGUUACCACAAUUAUUGAAGAUCAUGACUUUUAUUUUGUCUAGAUUUACAGAUAGUUCAGUUUUCUCACGGUAGGAUUCUAACUUGUUGAGGAGUGUUUGCAGUCCAUUUGCUGACCGCGAAAAGAUCACUAAGUCAUCCGCAUAUAAUAAACAGUUUUUAGGUCUUUCAGAGUCAUCAAGCAGAAUAUCGGUUGAGCUUGGUGAGUUUAAAAAUUCGAGUAGAUCACUUAGAUAGAGAUUAAAAAGGGUGGGUGAUAACAUACAACCAUGCUUAACUCCAGUGUAACAAGGAAAAGCUUCGGUCACUUUGUUGUUGUUUUUGACUGCUGAUUUAUCUUUUGAGUACAUGGACAUUACUAUUUCUAAAAAACGCCCUUUAAUUCCUUCUUUUCUGAGUUUUUCGAAUAAUUUUUGCCUGGGUAUGCGAUCAAAAGCUUUUCUAAAAUCUNUAUAAACCACCUGUGAUAAUUUGUGUUUUGGGUGUUUGGUUAGAGUUAUCCAAAACUUAAAAUUCCUAUAUUGUGCUUCGAUUUUUAUUGGGAAUCUUCCUGUUUCAGCCCUACAUGCAUUGUUGUGUAUUUACAGUAUUUAUUUACACCUAGCAACCAUUUCAAGAAUUUAAUUUGAACUUUUUCUUUUUCUUUUUCUAUUUGGCCGUUACAGUCAACACCCCAAAUUUCACUUCCGUAGAGAAGUAUGGGGGAUAUCAGAGCAUCGAAUCGCUUAAUUGUCAGCAUAAUAUUUUCUCUAAAGUUGUCACCCAUCUCUUUUCUUAAUUUAUAAGGUGCCUUAAGCCCAACCUUUUUUAACUCUUUUCUAGCUAACCUAAAAUUUCCAUACGUGUUCAGUGUCAUUCCCAGAUAUUUAUAAGAUUUAACAUUGUUUAGUUUAUUUACUCCAUACUUAAAAGAGUAGUUAUUUAAGGAGUUACCACAAUUAUUGAAGAUCAUGACUUUUAUUUUGUCUAGAUUUACAGAUAGUUCAGUUUUCUCACGGUAGGAUUCUAACUUGUUGAGGAGUGUUUGCAGUCCAUUUGCUGACCGCGAAAAGAUCACUAAGUCAUCCGCAUAUAAUAAACAGUUUUUAGGUCUUUCAGAGUCAUCAAGCAGAAUAUCGGUUGAGCUUGGUGAGUUUAAAAAUUCGAGUAGAUCACUUAGAUAGAGAUUAAAAAGGGUGGGUGAUAACAUACAACCAUGCUUAACUCCAGUGUAACAAGGAAAAGCUUCGGUCACUUUGUUGUUGUUUUUGACUGCUGAUUUAUCUUUUGAGUACAUGGACAUUACUAUUUCUAAAAAACGCCCUUUAAUUCCUUCUUUUCUGAGUUUUUCGAAUAAUUUUUGCCUGGGUAUGCGAUCAAAAGCUUUUCUAAAAUCUACAAAACACGAGAAAAGCAAGUUUCUGCGUUUUUGUGGUUUAGAUUAAACAAACUUAUCUAUGAGUGUUUUUAAGAUGAAGAUGCUAUCUACUGUACCGUGCCUUUUUUUAAAGCCACCUUAUUCUGCUUUUAGAAUCCCUUUUUUGGUCAUGUAAUCAUACAACCGGUCAUUGAGGAUGGAUGUGAGGAGUUUACCUGAUGCAGAGAGCAACGUGAUGCUCGGUAGUUUUCAGCUUUUGAUCGAUCGUCCUUUUUAUGUAUAGGGACGAUGAGGCCAAAACUCCAGAGCGUACGAUAUUUACCUGAACUUAAAAUACGAUUGAAUAACUCUAGUAAAUGACCUUUUAUGAUAUCUUUCCCGGUUUUUAGCACUUCAUUUAAUAUUUUAUCACACCCUGGAGCUUCGUUUAAUUUCAGUUUUUUGAUUGCGAAAUCAAUUUCUUCUUCCGAUAUUGCAUAGUCUAGGUGGCCUGCCUCUUCCUCAAUAACUCCAGUAUCUUUUAGAACUGUCUGGUCGCCGUUCAUUGGAGCCGCGUUUUGUUGUUUGAAGUAUUCAUAAAACUGUUCCGUACUUACUGUUUCGGUUGCAUGUGGUUGCCGUUUUCUAAUAUUAGAGAUUUUACCUAUCUGUUUCCAGGUAUCUUGAGGAUUACGGAGGUCAAUAUCACCUAUACUCUUACUGACAAACUCUCGUUUUUUCCGUCUGCAUGUCCGUUUAAAUUUCUUCUUUUUGUCUUGUUAAAGGUGCCUCAGCUGGGAAUUAUUUGGCUCCUGAGAAAUUUGUUCCCCAAGGGAUUUCAAGUUUUCUUUUUCAGUUUCGCAUUCCAAAUCGAACCAGUUAUUUUGUGGUAUGGCUUUAGUUUUGUUACGUUGGACUCUCAAGCCGGCUUUUUUACAUGCUUCCACCAGAGUUUCACUAAACAAUUCAGCCGCAGUGUCAACAUUAUCGUUUCUUAAGGCCGCUUGUAGUUUAGACUGAACUAUUUGUGAUUCCAGACAUUAUUUUAACUUACACUUCAGUUUGGUAUCCCAUAAUAGUCUAUUAUGUUCUUACAAGGCACAUCCGUUCGAGCAGCUAGAAGAAACUGGGCUGCCAGCUAGAAUAGCUUUAAAAGCAUAAGUCACAUGACAGUGAUCUGACAAAUGUGGCAUUAGGGGGUUAACAAUUAACUAUCGCACAUUUUGAAGUAUAGCUUUAGAGCCUAUGACAUAAUCUCUGACACUGCUGCCGUUGUAGUGAAAGUAGGUCUUUUCACCUUCUAGGUCACCAACAGUCCUCCCGUUGAAAAUUCGCAAAUUUAAUGCGGUAGAUAUUUCCAAUAAGUUUCUGCCCCUGGAGUUUACUGUGCCGGAAUCCUGCGAAUGCCUAAAGAAUUGGGAAUCAAUUUCGUAAUCUUCAGGGACAUUUGUCGAAGUAUGGAAUCACCUAAUGAACGGGUUUCCAAGUCCCUACUAAAAUAGUGGUUGAAAAUGGGGGGACGCAGGGUGUGUGAGAGGGGAGAUUUUCAACCGUAAAUUGAAAAAAAAAUUAAAGUAUGGCUCAAACAUUAGUGGUUAGAUGUCGAGUUUGAGGUUAGAACCAGCAUCGCUCUUGAGAGACCAGCAAACUGUUAUGCAGUCACGUCAAACGCUAUUAUACAGUCCCAAAAUAAGAUACAAAUUUUACAGUGUAUGUGCACCUUUCUUUUUCUACAGGUAUUCGCCUUUUUGAUGACCAUGUCCUGUCUACCGAUGCCGGACGAGCAUCUGCCCUGUACCAUGAACACGACAAAAUUGACAUAUAUUCAAACAGUUGGGGACCUGGGGACACGGCUACGGAAGUUGAGGGCCCUGAAAUUCUUACGGGAAUAGCUAUCGAGCUUGGUAUAAAGCAGGUAAUACAUAGAUUUAGCCAAGGCCAAAAGCAAAGUUCUCGAGUGAUGCUUUAUAAAAUGUCUUUCUCAAUUCAUUCAACGUUUGCCGUAUACUGAAAGCAAAUUGAAUUCCGCGCGGGCGUGGAGCUCUGCUAUAAACAGUGCAAUGCGAUACUUAUUUAUUUGCUUGGAGUUAAUUGACCUAUUGGUCACCACCAUUAAGUAAGUCUACCCCUUCAAAAUUCUUUCUUUAAGAGGUGUAAUGGUGGGUAGCUAACCCGGAGGGGGGUACUCCCAUACAUUACCUAUACGGGUAUAUGCCGCCUAACGGGGUCGUGAUUUUGAAGCUCCUGAUUUAGAACGGGGUAUCCAUUUCAGAGGCGUUUCUAGAACGGGGUAUAAUAUUUCGAACGCACGAAAGCUCCAGUUUUGUAAGCAGCCAUUUGAAAUUAUGCAAGGACAGAUUGCUUUUAAAAAUACGGUUCAAUGCGUUAACAAGCAAAGUGUUGUACUCUUGUUGCACCCUAGAACGGAGUAUAAAAAAUUGGCCCAUUUCUAGAACGGGUUAUCAAUGUUAGGGGAAUUUUUUUUUAGAACGGGGUGCCAAUUUGGGGUCCCGGGCGGCACAUACCCACCCAAAAAAUACCUGAGUGCCCCCCCCCCCGGGGUAGCUAACCGGGCAGCUGGGCUCUAAUUGCUCAUGCGUGUGCACAAAGGGUAACGUCAUCCGUUGUCCCCCCCCCCCCGGGGUAGCUAACCGGGCAGCUGGGCUCUAAUUGCUCAUGCGUGUGCACAAAGGGUAACGUCAUCCGUUGGAUGUUUUCAGUAAAAGUCAUUGUGCAACUGAAAUAGAUUAUGCCUUGUUUGUAUUUCAGGGUCGUAGGGGCAAGGGUGCUAUCUACACCUUUGCAACUGGGAAUGGCGGCUUAAUUGGUGACAGCUGUGCCUAUAAUGGUUAUGUUAAUAGUAUUUUUACUAUUGCAAUCAGUGGUGUGAACCAGGAUAACUCUAGACCGUCCUAUGCGGAAGACUGUGCUGGUAUAAUGGCCUCUGCUUACAGUAGGGACACAGCGAAAGGAGUCGGGAAAGUUGUAAGUGAAGUGGUCAAAUCACUUGGAUAUGGUUUGCUGUUUGCACUUCUACCUCAAAACCGAACCCUCGCCAUACGGAGGACCCCUUUUAAAGUUAUUACAACCAUGUGCUUUUCGGGAACAAAAGUCUUUCCCUAUUCUACAAUUUCGUUAAUAUGAUAACGACCAGCUUUUUGAGUCCCCGAGCAGUCGUUGUCUUCUUCACAGUUUUGUUACUGUUAGUUCGACCAGUCGAAUGGAUGGUUGGAUUGCUUUGCAAGUGAGAAAAGCAAUCAAUGCGACAAACCGUGACGGUUUUUGUUGAAGGUUGUUCAAAGUGGAUAACUGAGCGUUCAAGUGAUCUGUGAUAUCUUGCAGAUUGAUAGGGCAAAAAAAGAAUAGUAUUUUAAGGUAUCUUGUUGCCUAUAAGGUAUAGCGAUAUGACUUUAACCCAUUAAUAUGACAAACGUUUUUACGGCCAGUGAUUCCACUAGGCCUUUCUUUCUUUUCUCCUGUCAAAAAGUUUUUAAAAGGCAUUUAAAGGAAAUGUGUAGAUUGUAGAUAAUACGUAUGAGUAGGUAUGCUCACCAACCCUUAAUUUCCGAUUCCGCGACUCGGCUGAGAACGGUUAUCGACUACAAUCCUUCAUUCGGCGUACAUUCCGUAAUGGUAGCUGUUUAGUUUUAACCCCGGGCAAAGCACUUCUCACACCUUAUAACUGGUGUAUUGGACGUAAGGAAAUGCAAUGAGCUCUAUAAUAUAUGGGCCAGUGGCCUGUUUCUCAAAAGUCCCGGUAGCUUUUCGGGCCCGGAAAGCUAUUUUGUGUUUGCCGUAUUUACAUUCAAAUUCAAAGUUUCAAUAAUUUUAACAAUGGUACAAUGAAAGUAUCAGCUAACGAAGCAAAAUUGGCUGGUUUGUGGGCUACGAACGGUGCUACUAUUCAACAGGUUUGGAUUUUAAAAUUUGCCUUCGGGCCCGAAAAGUUUCCGUGCUUUCGAGAGACAGGCCCCCUGGCCUGAGAGGGCACUCCAGGGAGGUCUGGGUAGAGGUGUACCACCGACUCCUUUAAACUCUGAGCCUGUAUCACAAAAGUAGAUCGCUCGUCGCGAAACUUCAUACUUUUUUAAAGGCUUCCGGUCUUAAAAGACACCCCGUUCAAGACGCUAAUAGUGAAAGACUCAAGACCCGAAAACCAUAACUUGUUCAGCGGCACAUGCCCGUUUAGACCAAAUAAGGGAGUGCACCCUUGGAGACUAGGCGGUUUUCUUGUGGAGAUAUUAUUCAGGUGGUUUUCUUGUGUAUAUUAUUCAGGCAACAGUCUAGAGAUAUUUUUGUAUACUAAAUUACUAUCCUAUUCCGCAGAUUUCUGCUGAUCAGAAAUCAGGAUGCAUUGAAAACUUCGAAGCAACAUCAGCAGCUACAGCGAUGGCUUCAGGUCUUAUUGCGUUGACACUAGAAGCAAAGUAAGUCUUAAUGCUUUGAAUGUUAUUUGAUCUUCUGUCGUGUAACCAUAUAGGCUCAGAAUGAGGAAAGAGGAUCAACCAGGACCCCAGGGUAUACUCCCUAUAAGGGCCUAUACGAAGAGGCUUGGCCUGAAAGGGGUACCUUCAGGCUUUAGGCUUUAGGUAUAUUAAAGGGUAGGGAUUUCAUUAUUUGAAGUAUGUAAAAGGGUAGGAACAGGGGGAGGAGGGGAGACGGGGUAUGGGACUGAGAAACGAUGUUCUCACAACUUGCAAAGCGGUCACUUCGUGUGGUGGUCAGCGGAUAAUAAUAUUGUAGUUUGUUUCCCACAGUAAAUAUUUUAGAAGCGAGAAGCGAAGCGGCAGAGGAAAUUAUUCAAUAAUUAUAAAAAUAAUAUCAUGCCUCUUUGCUUUUUUCGCAUAUCGUAUUAGUCCUUUGGUAAUGAACUUGCAAAACGCAAGCGGCAGUCACUGCAACCGUGUAAAUUCUUAAACCGACAAUAACCCGCGCUGGAGACUACCUUGAUCGAGUUUAUAGGUUAACAUCGUUUUGCCGCGCGAGGACAUCGAAAGUUUAAAGAAGUUAUGAUGCUGAUAAAAGUUACUGGGGAAAAACAGAUAAACAGAUUCUCACUUCAUAACAACAGUGAUAACAUUACACUUCGUUUAUUACGAUCAAUCAACACCUUGAAUUCAAAGUUAAAAGUCAAAGCGAUCCUAAUAAACAAAUGACAACUAUAGGUGAAAGCUCGGUUCCUUGAAUCGACCUUAACUUUCCUUAGGUUUGGAGCGAAACACUACUCGAUAGCUCAACUCUUCGGUGGUUCUUAUAAGCCAUAUGUUGCACAUUUUAAACUCUGCGAAUUAAAACAAAGAGCAAACCUUCUCAAAAACCGUUGAUCUUUGGUUUUUGGGUAAUGCGCUUUGCAAGUUGUGACAACAUCGUUUGGAUUUCAUUGAAGAGAAUGUAUGGGAAGUAGCUCUCCCCCCCCCAACCCCCUCCCCCCGCCCCGGGUAGUAGGAGAAUCUGUCAUUUCGGUCUGUAAAAAGAUCCGAAAGGGCUUACAGAUGCAUUUUAUGGCUGUGAAAUAGUCGAGAAUUCGUCCGUUUUUUUUUGUGAUUUAUUCACCUUUUAAAGACAGUGCAUUUACAGCAGCUAAAAGGGAUGCAAAAGUCUAAACUAGGUAUGUGGAAGGGGUACCAUUUGUCAAUAGAAGGUAUACGAAGAUACUCUUUCUGUCGUACUACGGGGUUGGUCUCUGGGGCGGAGCCUCCCACCAUAAAACUUUGUCGAGUACCUACCCCCGGCCGGGACCCACCCUUCCAUUAGACUGACGUUGCCCUUAUGUACUCCUUAACAUGAAAUGUGGUGUUUAAGAUUUAAAUGACCCUGGCGUAGGUUGUACAUGUAGGCUAUUGCUACUGUAGGUUUAUAUAUCAUUGCAGUUUUGUUUUCUAAGAAAACCACAAUCUUAUGUGCAAUUGUAGUUACUGUCACGUAUCACCCUCGUGAAAUAAUGAAAUGAAAUGAUGAAAUAAUGUAUUACACCGCGCGUUAGCGAGAUUCCAGCGCAAAAAAAUGCCUAAAAUAUCCCCCACUAUACUACUUACUUACUUACUCUCCGGAGGAAAGGACGCCCGUGCAACAACACGUCCCUUGGGACUGACGGGUGUGAUUUGAUGUGCUGUAAAGGUAAUAGGGACCUUAAGAUACCCUGGACGCGGCGGUAAAGAGAACGGAGAAAGCCUGGAGCGAGGACGGCGCCACCUCCGCGGGAAAAACAAAUUAAGAUUGAGCAGGUUGGGUUGAGUGCGGCUCGCCUGACGAGAGAGGAUAUUUUAAAGUAAUGCUUUGGUGUUUUAAUUCCAUGAUGUCUUUUAGAAAAACUCGUGAAGUCUUGCUUGAUUGAUACCUUAACGAUCUUUUAUUGGAAGAAAAAUUUGUGCUGCCAGCUAUGACUCCGGUUCCUCUAAAAAAAACAAAUUUCUUCAAGGGAAACUUGAGGGUAUGAUCGGAGUUCAGGUUAUCAGCUAUUUGUUGCCAGACUUUUUCGCUUUCCGUUGUUCUAGAUCCUGCUUUAAAACGAUAUGGUUCUGCUAUGAGAAGUUCCCGUACUAAGGCGAGAUUUUGAUCUUCAGACCGCUCCAUCGCUAAACUGAAAAUGAACAAAAUAAAAUUAUAAAAGUUAAUAAAUGAACCAUGGCGUCUUGUUCAAGAUCUCAAUUUUCUCCGACAUGUUCAAGUUUAUUACAAGCCUAGAUUUUGUUUUCCAACAAUUUUUAUUCGACUUCUCGACUCUUAAAUUUUUCAAAUACUAUACUAAAGCGAGAACGUUGUCCCCUUAAAAACACACAGUUAUAGUGUUACAUUUGUGUCGAAAGACUAAGCGCUUUCAUUCUCAGUUGCCGCCAAAACACUGAACCCAAAAGGCUUGAUAGCAAAAAAAUAAGAGUCAAUCUUGAGAGAACACCACACUAAAAACACUUAAAUGUGUCUCUACGAAAAGCAAUUUCUCCACUGAAAACACGAAAACCAACUCACCGUUUUACGAGGCGGCCAAACUUCUAGUUUUCACCGUCGCGACUUCAGGUCGACGCUUUGGCAUUAUGCUAAUUAGUUCCAAGAAUUGAACAUUUCACUUCCGGCUGACGUCCUCCUCGACCGCGUCCAGAGUAUCUUAAGGUCCCUAAUGUUACACGGGACGAUUUGCAACGACGAUUUUUAACGAAACACAGCGUUGCAAUGUUGGAACAAUGUUGUGACCAUUCGUCGCAACAAUGUUACAACGUUUUGUUGCACUAAAAGUCGUCGUUGCGAAUCGUCCAGUGUAACAUCGCCUUAUCAGAAGGUAUACUUACUUACUUACUCAUUUACUAACUACCCUGUAUUACUUAAUCACUUACUUGCCGUCUACCUGCCUGUUAAUGUAUUGCACCACACGCUAAUGAGAUAUUCUACUAUAUACUACUCACUUACUAAUUUACUUAUUUACUAACUACUCUGUAUUACGCACUUACUUACGUGCUGUCUACUUGCCUGCUUGCUCCUUAGUUCCUUCCUUACUAUUUAAACUAUAAUUUUUUACUUUUAAGCCCCUCCCUUACAUGGCGUGACGUACAACACAUUAUAGUAAGAAGUGCGAGACACGCACCAGAAGGAGUUUCACUCACCGAUGGAUUCUGGGAAACGAACAAGGCUGGUUUAUCUGUCAGUAGGUAUUUUGGCUUUGGCUUUAUGGAUGGUGGCUUGAUGGUGCACUUAGCAAAACAGUGGAAUACAGUGCCUUCACAGCUGAGAUGUGAGAUUAAGGGCGGGAAUGAAAACAGGUUUGAACCUUUUUAUUUUGUUCGUUGUUGUUGCUGAUGAACAAUAACUACAGAAAAAUAUCUCUCUAACGAUUUUUGUUUUGUUAAGUUCUCUAGGACCCAUAAAAUGUCUGCCUUUUUCACGAGAAUCGGUACUCAAAUUUGGAGCUCUAUUCCUUAUUCAAUUAUAACACUCAAGCGAUCGUCUUUCUUUUUGGGAAAAAGAUAAAGGAUUUAUUACUAAAUUUCUUGUGGUCAGAAGACGGUAAUAGUUGAAGUCCCCCGCCUUAUAAAGUUGUUUUACACGUUAUCUUAGUCCCUCUUCGUAAUUGUUAUUUACUUACAGCGUUUUAUGUUAGUUUAUUCUGCUGAUUGUAUUGUAAAGUCUUGUCGUUGUUUAGGCCAUCUAUUGUAACCUUGUAUUGUAGCUGUGACUUUCCUCUUCCCCUUUACUGUUGUUGUUGUUGUUGUUGUUGUUUAGGGGGCUCUUUCGUUGUUGCAUUUGUCGAUUCUCGUGUUCAAAGCUUUAACAAUUCAGACAGCAAACAUGGAAAGCGGAACUACAAACAGAGCAAAAAUGUCGAAUAAACAGUGCAUAAAAGCAAGAUUGCAGUACUUAUAACGUAGGUUAAGCUGCUAGAGUGACAUUAAGAGCCGCCAUUUUGUGCUACUCAAGCGGUUUUUCCCGGUUGAUUGCCUUGAUUCUCUCUUAAGACAUUUUCUCUAAAUAGUAAACUUCAACUUUUCUAGCCAGUACUCAUAAGAGCGCAAGUUUAAAGGAAAAUGGUUUAAAGUCACUGCUUCUGCUCAUUCACAAACAACAAACAACUUGUGAAUAAAGCAGUAAACGAUUUCGCCCGGGUUAUCGAGAAAGAUUGUAAAAAAAGUGCCCGCUCCUAGAACCAAUCAGAUUGCAGGAUGGCAGGAGUUUGAGAAUAGACCUUUUUAGCUUGUAUGUUUUGUUUUCCCAUUGAAGACCACGUUAUGGUACCCCACGGAACUGUUUCUUUCAAUUGUCGUCUUAUGCACAUGCAUCCACGUGCAUAUGUAUAUGCAUAAUUAAUGAAAAGACAAAAGUCAAAUUCCCAAGAGAAAAUCACGUGGUCUGAAUUGGGAAAAUAAAACAUACAAGCUAAAAAGGUCUAUUCCACCCGCUCGCAAAGUGAGGAAAAAAUAAAAAUGAUACCGUACAGCAUUAUAUCGUCACUGUAUCCGACAGCGAUGGUAUAAAAACAACAACUGGCUUCAAUAGUUUGUUGUUUGUUAGUAAAUUCAAUUUACCACCGUUAAAAAAAGAUAAAUCCGUCAACUUUCCUUUCCCUUUCCAGUUGACUUUGUCCUUCAUGCAACUUGUUUCAAACUUAACCAUUUUCACGGCUAGUAAACACGUCGUUGGUAGGUACGAAAAUCGGUAUAUUUUUAAAAGGAAUAAAAGACUUAACAAUUAAAAAAUUACUCGCCUGCCCCCAAAAUACUUUAUUAAUCUUAACUCUUCCACAACCAGGCCACGUCAUACUAGGGUUAAAAUUUUUGGAGGAAAUCUUAUGGCUUCGCGGCUCGGUAAAUUUUACCACUAUCCACCUCCACCUCCACCUCGGUAAAUAAUUGUUAUCUAACACCCCUUUUUGACAGAGUGAUACCUUCAGAGGUUACGGAGACAGUUGGUAAUUGCACCAUUAAAUUUCUGGAGCACGUUCAAGUGAGGGUAAAUCUAGUUUUUGAGCGUCGUGGAGACCUGUAUUUGGAGCUGAUUGCGCGUAGUGGAACCAUAUCUCCAUUGACUCGUCAGAGGAGAGUGGACAAUAUAUAUGGAGACAAAAACCUGACAAACUGGUAUAUCACUACCUUAUUCAGUUGGGGAGAAGAUCCUAAAGGACAGUGGAAGCUCAGAAUUGAAAAUUUGGACCCAAAUUACACAACAGCCGGUGAGUGACUUUUAACGUUUUAAGGUAAUGUUAAUUGUUUACGCCUGCGUAGUGCCAGGGACGACCAAAUGACACCACAAGGGUGCAAAUGAACAACAUAGCGGAAAACUUUCACAGCGUUCAAUCUAGAAAUUAGUCAAAGUGGGUCAUGUGUCCCACAUGGCAUUUUAAAUUGGUUCAUUUAAAAAUGGUCCGGGUCAAACUAUGAUAUUGAAACUUUGAACAACUGACAUCACCGAAACGCACAGCUAUACCACUGUUAUUUUUUGGGUUUGAGGCAGUUGGCUCUUGAAGUUCUGGAGGUUAACUUGUCAAGCAUACUUUUCCAGCAUCAACAUCCUUAUGAAACCCUUCCCCAUACUUUUCAGUACUUACACAUAAGGUAACUUUAAGGGGGGAUCAGUAUUACUAGAAUGCUUCUGGUAUUACUCCACGAUAAUUUCAUUUUGAGUCAGAAGAGAAUAUUCCGCGUUAAUGAAGCAAAUGAACACUGACAGCAACUGUGCCAUUUUACUAUGAUAACUGUGAACAUAAAAGGCCAAAAAAAAAAAAAUCAGUCUUGGAAAAUUAUCGACAGUAUUAGCUACAUAUUUGUUUAGUUUGUACUCAGUCACAUACAAACUCCUCGAUCCGCGGAAUUCUUCAUAUCCUACUCAGCUCUUUUAAUAACUGCUAAAUAAUGCAUACUUAUCAAGGAUAACUGUGUCAGUUGUAGAGAAAAGUGCUAUCAAUAUAAGUCCUGCUGUUUAAAAAUUACAAAGAAUAAAAGACUGACAAUAAUGCUAUUAGCAGGAUAGUAGUAGUAAAAACGCUACCUUAAGACCUGGCUUUCAAUCCAAACUGGUAAUGUUGUCAUUGUUAGAUUAGUAGCCCCGCCAUGGUAAAGGAAUAAACUAUAUCCGAUACAACGCCCAGAUAUUUAAAUGCAUUCGUGCUCUUAAUAGAUUGACAUCGAAAGUGUCACUUUUCUACGAAGCAAGACGUUUGCCGCCCACCGAAAACCAUUCAUUUUGUCUUCUUUACGUUCCGUAUAACUAGAUUAUAUAGCGAGUUGGAAUCUCGAUACUUCGAAAUUUCUGGGGAAAUUGAAUGUUGGCUUGAAUAAUCCAGAGGUUCUAAACCUCGGAUGGAAGGUGGGAACAAACCGCAGUGGAGUGGAGAAACAUCCUACAAUAUUUUUAGGUGUUUUCUUCAUUAUCAGGAGUUUCCUUUCUAGGAGAAUUUCGCUUGUGUUAAAACCAGUUAGCUAAAUCUUGAUUUAAGUGGAUCGUGAAACUGUUGUUUAUGAAUAAGAGUUUCUUCCAGUGACCUCAUUUGAUAUUUUUCUGACCACCUUCUUGUUUUAAAUUGUUUGUUCAAGGUCUUCUUUACAGCUGGUCGCUAAUUCUGUACGGAACAGAGAAGGAUCCCCUAUCAAAGAACCUACAUGUUUCGACGAUUUCUACAAAGGUUAAACCUGCAACAUAUUCAACAACUUCGCCUUCUUCAAGAAAACCUAAAAGCCACACCUCAGAAAGACCUGCUACAACAACACAGCCAACUUCAAAACCUGGUAGGCCAAACUUAUUGCCAUUUUCUAUUUGGAACAUGACCAAGUCCAUCGAUACUACAAUAAAGUCAAGAAAAAAAAAUGUUUUAAAACACAGUCCGUUACAUUUUUUAACCAACGACAGACGGCUUAGCGCUGACAACUUAUGCCCGGUUUACACUACAGAAAAUUUUUGGCACUGCUCGGGUGAAAAUGGCACGGGCUCCCCCAAAAAGGGUUCGGCUCGGAUAAAAUUGGCAGUGUAAACAACCUGUCCGUACCAAAUUUCAUCUUUGCCGAACCAAAAUUUUUACCCGUGCUGGGACCUUCGGCGAGGUACUCCGAGUACGUGUGAAAAUGUUCGGGUGCUGAAAAAAUCGGCACGGUUCGGAUAGAACAAAUAGUGAAAACACUUUGACGGGCCAAAUUUGUGCCUUAAUUCAUAUAGGCUAGCAGUUUUCUUGCGUAUAUUUCAAGAUGGCUCAGUGCUCGUUCUCCACCAAAAUCACGCGGACGUUCUUGGAAAGAACUUGGAAAGAACGCGACGUAAAAGAAUUACUUACAAUUAUGAAAGAAGCGACCAAACGUUCCUAUCGAUGGGUGGAUUUGUCAACAUUAUAACCACAAGAAAUAUAAAAAGUUUCCUUAAUUCCUUUCAUUUUUAAAAUAAAAGGAUUCUUGCCGGCAAAUUCUUGCCAACUUGGGUGUCCACAGUUGAGCUUUGAACUGUCUCUCUUCAGAGAUACAGCACGAAGGUUUCGUCGUCCAUCUUUGCUUCUAAUUGAACUGCGCAUGUCUCCAAGGGAACUUACGCGGGCCCAAAAAUUUUGGCACGGUAUUUUUGGUACGGUAAAAAUGGUGUAGUGUAAACAAAGUUUGCAGAGCUCUUUUUUAGCACCCGUGCCAUCCAAUUUCACCCGAGCCGUGCCAAAAAUGUUCUGUUGUGUAAACCGGGCUUAAGUUAUGGGGAGUUUUGCUCAGCACGAAAGAAGCGGCAUUACGUUGGGAAAUGUGUAGCACCCCCUAAAGGCUUCCAUUCAAGUAAAAGAUUCCGUAUUGUCCUGCGACUGUUCAGUAAAAGACAGCAAAUGACGUCAAAGUGUGGUGAUCGGCCUGUGUCAUUGAUGUUCUUACCUCAUUUUGACGCCAUUUUCUCUGAUCUAUGACUGAACGAAAACAUCGCAUGAUUUUUUCUUUUCUUUCUGCAAUGAACAGAAAAGUAGAGCUCGAUUUGUUGCAGUUGGUCGACGGAUGUUUUGAAGUCGCCAAAAGCAAAUUUCGUGGCGGCCUCUGCUCGUUUAAUUCAGUAAAAAUAAUGAGUAAUGCAAACAUCUUGUAAACUGUACGCCACUUUGGAAAAAGCAGAGAAUACAAUUUUUCUGUUAAGUCAUUCGUGUGUAUUUACUCUGACAGGUCAUGAGUAACGACCAAUGAUGGCGCGCGUAGUAUUCAGCAAAAAGUCAAUGGUGCAAAAGAGUUUCUUUACAGUUUGGAGACUGUGUUGUCAUGAACGCGCACCUUAUGGUGUGUGCAAAUCAUCUUUUCCACAUUACUACUGUUGUCGAAUAACGUUGUCGUUGAAUCGGUCGCUUUGCGUCUCAAGGUGAUGUUGUUAUCCUGAAUGUCUUUUGCACAGUUGCUGGCAAUACUUUAGACACCGCUAUGAAAGUCAUUCAUCUUGUUUAACUGUAUCUUUGUUUUGUGUGUGUUUUUUUUUUCGUAGACUAUCCUACGCCGCUUCGUGUCAUCACUGGUGUUAUCUUCUCCCUAGGUUUUGUUGCUGUGCUUGUGAUGUGUAAAGUGAAAAGAGCCAAAUGGACCCCAAAGGCCAAAUCGGCCCCAGUUUCUCUAGAACGAGUUUGGAACACGCUGGGCCGUUUUGGACAGAAAGAACAACAACAACAACACUUUAUUCACAUUUCCAUUACAGGGUUUGUCAAACUUAUUGAAUAAUUAGUAACUUAACACGUAGAAUAUUCAAUUACAAUUUAAACUAAAUAUUAUUACAUAGAAGGAAAUGCCUAGCGGCUAGAUAACCGUAAGGUUUUCGAGCUUGCAACUAGUUCUUUGAAAGUAGUGUCGAAUGUACAGGACAUCACAAUAACUAGACAUACAAAACAUCUUAAGACACGCACCAUAAAAAAAAAAAGAAGAAAGCACAUAGAUGGCAAAAAAAAGAAGAGAAAACAGUCAUCAUAGUACAUGACAAUAUGAUUAAAAUAAAAUAAUUUCAUUAAGAAAAAAGAGAAAAGAAAAGAGUCAGAACAGUUCAAGAUGGAACCAAAUGGGCCCAUCUAAUUUCUGAAUUGUCUACACUAAAAGCUAUUUUGGCACUUUGCAGUUUCACGUUGCCGAGAUUUCAAAUUUUAGCAAGGCGUUCAGUUCAGUUCA
Messenger RNA from Porites evermanni, 24958 nucleotides. NCBI's taxonomy places the organism in Eukaryota, Metazoa, Cnidaria, Anthozoa, Scleractinia, Poritidae. The record is from the annotation of a GenBank genome assembly.